UCCGCACGCCGUCAAUCAGAACUCAAAAAAGUUACGAACUUUUGAACGCGUUUAUCGUAAUAUUCAUGUAAAGGAAUUUAAAAAUUUAAAAUGAACGAUAAAUAUAUUCCUAACUAAUGAAAUAAGUGAAGUUAAAAAUUAUUAGGAAGACUAUUUUUUUAUGAAUUAAAAUGUACUUAUAGUUAAUAAUAAAAAUGGCGGCCGAAAGGUAUCUGUGGUUAGCUACUGCUCUGCUUCGGCUGUGGCUGGGGGCUGGCGAUUUAUGUUACGCUCAGUCCACGCUGCUCUCCUUCCAAGACCUGCUGCCUGAUGACCCUAGACUGUAUGACAAGAUGAGACCCCCAAAGAAGGAUGACCAGCCAACCAUCGUGAACUUCCACGUCACUGUCAUGGGACUUGACUCGAUCGACGAGAAUUCCAUGACAUACGCUGCUGAUAUAUUUUUUGCCCAAACAUGGAAAGACUUUCGUCUAAGACUACCUGAAAACAUGACAACAGAAUAUAGGCUGUUAGAAGUGGACUGGCUGAAGCACAUGUGGCGGCCAGACUCCUUCUUUAAGAACGCGAAGUCUGUUACCUUCCAGACCAUGACCAUACCAAACCACUAUGUCUGGCUUUAUAAGGAUAAAAGCAUUUUGUACAUGGUGAAGCUGACGCUGAAAUUGUCCUGUGCUAUGAACUUCCUCAUCUACCCUCACGAUACUCAAGAAUGUAAACUGCAAAUGGAGAGCUUGUCCCAUACAACAGACGACAUGAUAUUUCAAUGGGACCCCGAAGUACCGCUGGUGGUGGAUGAGAACAUAGAACUGCCCCAACUAGAGCUGGUGCAGAAUAGGACAGCUGAUUGCACGCAAGUCUACUCUACUGGUAACUUUACAUGCCUAGAAGUGAUCUUCAAACUGAAACGUCGCCUGGGUUACCACCUCUUCAACACCUAUAUACCAACUUGUCUCAUCGUGAUAAUGUCCUGGGUGUCUUUCUGGAUUAAGCCGGACGCUGCGCCCGCGCGUGUGACACUCGGCGUGACCUCAUUGCUAACACUUUCCACUCAGCACGGGAAAGUUCAGUCCCAGCUUCCGCCGGUGUCGUAUUUAAAAGCUGUUGAUGCUUUUAUGUCCGUAUGUACUGUUUUUGUGUUCAUGGCACUGAUGGAGUAUUGUCUGGUCAACAUCAUACUUGAUGACGGCGGGAGAAAACCAAAGGAACCAGCUGAAGCGGCCAAAGCGAAACUGCGUGCUAUCAACAUUGAUCGGUUUUCCCGAGUUUUCUUCCCUCUUCUUUUCUCUGUACUAAAUGCAACAUACUGGAUCCAAUUCGCCCAAUACAUAUGAUUAAUUAGAUUUCUAUUAACAUUCGAGUGGUCAAAUGACAGAAUUAAAGCAGGCGUUAUCAAGUCAGUAAGAAUUAUGAAAUUUAGACGUUUUAUCUUACUUUGGGGCCAUUGCUAUUGGGGCGUUUAUAGUAAGGAGAAUCUUUCACAGUGUGGAGGGAUUUUUUCCUAAUUGCAGCAUCGCAUUGGUACUCUUACUGCACAUUACUUAGAAAAUAUUCUUCCUUAUAAGAACUUUAGUGCUCGAUUUUGAUUCAAGACCCCGACAAGUAACUACCGUAUAGUUUUAAAAGAAAAUUAUCACUUACUAAAAACACUGAGAUUAGAGAGGAUCUCGAAUCACUUCUCGUACUUUAUGAAAUCUCUUAUAGUGGCAUCUUCUUGCGAAGAUUGGCGAUCAUGGUUACUUUUUGGAUGCCGCACUGGGUGGAAUUGGUGAACUGGCCCUGUCUUUCUGAUUGUUUAAUAUUAAUCUCUGAAACCCACCGUAGAUUGCUUUAUUUUUAUGAAUUACUGAAUGCAGAAUGAAAUGGUGACUAUUAUUUAUAAGUAAGUUAGGUUGAGUGACUUAACGAUAACUACAAUAAAAAUUUGUUACUACGAAAAUACAAAAGUACAGUAGUGCCGAUUGAUAAAAUUUUGAUUCUCUAGAACGUGUUAUGUAACUAAAGCAUAGUGUAGUGUAGUUCCCCUUUAAAAUACUAUCUAAAAAGUAGAAAAUUCUAUAAUGUUACAAUGAGUUGAUUAGUAUAAGGCCUUGCUUAGAAAUCUGUACCUUAUAAUUUUACCUUAGUUAAAUCUUUGAAGUGACAAAGUGGAGAAACUUCUAGAAAUCCUAGACCGUGUAGCGCCUAGUUCUCUAUACAUUUUUUUAAAAUUCUAAUAUGCUUAAAUUGUUGCAACAUCACAUUAUGUAAGAAUUAAUGAAUAAAUUAAAAGAUUAUAAAUAUAGUUAUAUAUUAUAAAUCAAAUUUAAUAGUAUUUUAACCAAAAAAACAGGGGGCUUACUGGCUCCGUCCACUUUAACCAAAGGCUCGCGAUUGCAUGGCCGGCCUAUUAGCAAUCGGUUCGAUCUUUACGUUCGUUAGCUAAAUUUAAAGUAUGUUACGUAUGUCACACAAAAUGACGAUUUACUCGUAUAUCAUGUAUAUAAGAGAUACAAUUCUAUAUACCUUUACUAUAAGUCUCAAAUUAAAUAGAAUGCAAAGGAAUUGUUUUUAAUUACACCUAUUUUACUAUAGCCACAAAAAUUUUGUUAAAUCAUAGUUUACGUAUCUAAUUUUAUUGUUCCAUCAGAUUCUAGAUCAAAUAAAAUUAAACUUCUAAAAUUUUUACCUUAUCUUGAGUAAUAGAUUAUAAAUACUAUAACAAUGUUUCUUUUUUCUUAGUGGGCAGUAAUUUUAAAACUGUAUAGAUAGUCAAAUGUCACUUGUGAUUUAUUGAAAUAGAUUAUAAUCUAAACAGAUAAUUCUAUUUCCUAUGUAACAGUUAGAUAUCGUUAUGAAAUAACCUAACGUAGAUAAUGUUAAAGUUAUAUUAUAGUUUAUUUUGUUUUUAAA
Pieris napi is the source of this 2889-nucleotide messenger RNA. RefSeq names its product glycine receptor subunit alpha-2-like. The record is from RefSeq and is a predicted model, not a curated record. Gene Ontology annotation, cellular component: synapse; membrane; neuron projection. Bases 195 to 1331 code for a protein of 378 amino acids. Gene Ontology annotation, molecular function: neurotransmitter receptor activity; transmembrane signaling receptor activity; extracellular ligand-gated monoatomic ion channel activity. The transcript has 9 exons. Lineage: Eukaryota; Metazoa; Arthropoda; Insecta; Lepidoptera; Pieridae. Gene Ontology annotation, biological process: chloride transmembrane transport; signal transduction; chemical synaptic transmission.